Messenger RNA from Danio aesculapii, 966 nucleotides. Its product is annotated as olfactory receptor 10A6-like. Bases 7 to 966 code for a protein of 319 amino acids. The record is from RefSeq and is a predicted model, not a curated record. The transcript has a single exon. Gene Ontology annotation, cellular component: membrane. Gene Ontology annotation, molecular function: G protein-coupled receptor activity; olfactory receptor activity. NCBI's taxonomy places the organism in Eukaryota, Metazoa, Chordata, Actinopteri, Cypriniformes, Danionidae. Gene Ontology annotation, biological process: G protein-coupled receptor signaling pathway.
AGAGUCAUGACCUUCACAAAUAUCACAGUCUUCAUUGAAUUCUACCUGCUGGGAUUUCCAGGACUCCAUCCAGACUAUUAUGGAGCUGUAGGAACCCUUUUUUUGUUGGUCUACUUGACACUCUUAGGAGGAAAUAUCUUUAUUAUUGCAUUUAUUGCUUAUGAGAAAAGUCUUCAGAAACCCACCUACGUAAUCUUCUGUAAUCUCGCUGUGUGUGAUCUUACUUUCGGAACUGUUGUGCUGCCUCAAGCUAUUGCAAUGUAUUUUAUUAAUAUCAACACUAUAUCAUUCAAUGGGUGCUUUGUGCAGAUGUUUUUUGCUCAUUAUUUGGGGAGUGUCAGUUCUUUAAUCAUAUUAUUAAUGACCAUUGAUCGAAUUGUUGCAAUACAUUACCCUUUUAGAUAUUGUGUGCUUAUUACAAAUAAAACUGUUUUCAUUGCAUGUGGAGUGAUUUGGACAGCCGUAACACCUUUGGUGGCCAUUAUUGUUUAUGAAGCCUAUGAUGAGCCCUAUUGUGCUACUAAUGUAGUAACACAAAUCCUUUGUGAACGAGGUGUAGUAAUUAAACUUUCUUGUCGAGAUGUAAGGCAGAAGUCGAUUUUAACAUUUGCAUGGACUGUAACUGUUGCUUUGGGCCCUUCAGUAUUUUUUUUAUUUUCUUUUAUUGCCAUCUUUAUAUCUGUUUUCAACAUUUCUGACAUUCAAGGCCGAUAUAAAACAUUCUCGAUUUGUGUUCCCCAACUAGUUAUCAUUUGUCUGUAUUUUGUGCCAAAAUUUAUCCUUUACGUGUUCGAUGUAACAGUUGCAAUGUCUCCUAGCUUACGGAUUGCUUUAAGUUUGUGUUUAUGUUUGCUUCCUCCUGUUGUCAAUCCGAUUAUUUACUGCUUCAAAACCAAAGAGAUUAAAGAUGCAUUAAGAAGGAAAAUGAGACACAAGAUAGUCAGCAUGCCAGUUAAAAGGAUGUAA